This is a messenger RNA of Gryllus bimaculatus (two-spotted cricket), 2241 nucleotides long. The record is from the annotation of a GenBank genome assembly. Lineage: Eukaryota; Metazoa; Arthropoda; Insecta; Orthoptera; Gryllidae.
CUGGCAUCAGCAUUUCUCGAUAUAUCGCCAUAUAUUGCGAAGUGUCCUGAAAGAGAGCACCUGAUGGUGUAAUCAGAUAGUAUUUCAGGCGUAUUUUUAUUUUAUGGGUAUAAUAUGGUAGGAAGGGAGCACCUCAAAGUUUGAGGCUCAAACCAGCCUGAAACGUAAAUAAGCCUGUAACGGUCUGUAGCAGUACAAGUCCUGUAGUACAAACAAGUAGUACCUGUUGUCCCUGUUACAUCUGUCCCAUCCUGUUAGUGUCAAUUGGUAAUUUAGAUCCGUUUGAAAUGGUUGACAAUAUAUCGUCAUUCCUCUCAAAACAAGUGCGAAAUAUGGUUGUGGAAGUUGGAAUACCUCAUUUAAGGAAUCACAUCUGUAAAUAUAAGUACUUAAACCACCGCUUUACCUUUAAUUGGGAAAAAAUUGAAGCAAUUUUGUGCAUUUCUGAUGAUUUCUGCAUUCAUGAUCAGCCAUCAUCAUGGUUUAUUGAUAAGAUAAAUAAAGUGUGGCCGAUAUUCACUGAAGCCCAUUAUUUUUACAACUGUACACAACCAAAUCUUGUGGAUAUGCAGGAUUUGUAUGAAUGGACAUCACAUCCAAAGGAAAUAGAGGAGUACUUGAACCGUUUUCUAAGUUCUGAUUUGCCAACAGCAGAAGCAAUUUUAUUUUUGACUGCAGUACUAGAGAGAUCUCUUGGAAAUUUAUUUUUGUUAAAAGGAAGUAAUGUGCCUUCACUUUUGAGAGACUUGCUCUCAACAACUGAAAUUGAAAUAAUUCUUGGGAAAAUUCCUGUGGUGUUUUUGCAAUUGUUGGUGGGGACCCCAUUAGCUUUGAAUUUGAGAAAUAUUGUGUGGCAUGGUUUUCCUAGACAAGAUGAAUUGUAUCCACACUUUGUGUCAACACUGUUUUCAGUGAUUCUGUCAAUUGGCGAACUUUUACUAGAAAGAAAUAUAGAUUUCUUUACCAUACCAAAGAGAAAACAAAUUGAGUUCCCUGAGGCAACUUCUCUUGAUACCUUCAUAAGUGUUCAAGAGUAUUGCGAAGAAAUAUUUGAAUUAUUUUUUCAUUCCAACUUCAUUCCAAAAUGCCAUUUUUCUUAUUGGAAGUAUGCUUUGGAACAUUAUAAAAAUAAAAGAUUUGGACAUGCUUUACUUCUUCUCCUUCCACAAGUUGAACACAUGUUACGUUGCCUUUACUGCAGAAUCAAUGAUUGUUUGGAACAAAUGCUUACUGCUGAAUCAAUCUCUCUGUACACUACAUUAAAUGAAAUAAUGGCCGAAAAUAUUAUAAAUGAAGAUGGAGUAUGUAGAGAAAAUAAAAUAAUCAAUUUCCUUGGAGAAUCAGUAAUGGAAAUGUUGCAAGAUAUAUUUGUUCAUCCAGCUGGGCCUCGACUUAGGGAUAAAAUAGGCCAUGGUGAAUGUAAUCUGAAGGAUAUUCCGGAGCAAUUAGUUAAUCAAAUAAUUUCUGUAAUUGUGGUUAUUGAAAUGAAAUCUUGGGAGGAAUUGCCAAACCAAACUCUUAAAAAAGAAGUACAUGUAGAAUUAAAAAAUCAAAUCCAUCAUAUGUGCAAGAAUUAUAUAACGAAAUUCCAUCCAACUUCUUUGUUGAAAGUGACCAUUAGACACUGCUUGUUGAACUUGAACACAUUAUCCAUUUACAUUACCCAACACUCUAAUAAUGAUAUUGACCAAAUCAUUUUAUCAUGUAAAAGUUCAGAUAUGAUAUGUCUUAUUCAAGAAAUUCUUAAUAAGAGAAUGAAGUUGUUAACAUAUUAAGACAAAUAAUGGACAAUUUGGACCAAAUAUGUGAACAAGUAAUGGAAAUUGUACAAGAAAAAUGCAGUCUAUAUUCACAACGUUUGCUGCGUUCUCGACAAAGGGAAACGUUUAAACGCAUGUUAUGCCUUAUUCCACAACUAAAAGACAUUUUAUUCUGUAUAACAUGCAUAAUUGUUAUGUGUCUCCAAUUUGUGAACAACAUUUGCAGUUUAUUGGGGCAAGAACUUGAAAGUUUAUUAAAAUUUUGCCGAAUGAUUCUUAUUAUUAUCUGAUAACACUCAGUAGUAUUGAGAGUAAAUUCCUUUUUUAUUUUUGCUUUUGUUGGACAUUUCACUGACUGAAAAGUACAUUUGAGGUUUCUUCUAAGACUUGUUUAUUUAUUGUUAUGAAGUAAAGUAACUUGCAAUUUUGAAAUAAGUAGUUGUAAAGAAAAUUCAACAAUUUUAAUAAAUAACAUAAAGCA